This is a messenger RNA of Alligator sinensis (Chinese alligator), 4221 nucleotides long. It is a transcript of the gene MFRP, whose product is annotated as membrane frizzled-related protein. NCBI's taxonomy places the organism in Eukaryota, Metazoa, Chordata, Crocodylia, Alligatoridae. Gene Ontology annotation, molecular function: protein binding. The coding region runs from base 853 to 2634 and encodes 593 amino acids. The transcript is spliced from 13 exons. The record is from RefSeq and is a predicted model, not a curated record.
AGGGAGGGAGGGGCAUUGUGACCCCCACACAUGGGCACACACUGCCCAGGGCCUGCCAAGGGGCAGCAUCGGGCCAGGGGCAUGCACUAAAUAAGCACUGGUGCAAGCCUGGGGCAGGCUGAGACUGGAAGGGGCCUGGAAAGAGGCAGGGAAAGGGGGAGCUGGGACUCUCCCCCAGAACAGGCAGCCACAGCACCCAGAGCUGCCCCAUCCAGCCCGCACUUGUCUUGGGGCCUCUCAGCAGCCAGGUGGGAACAGGACCCAAAAGCUACACAGGGCACAGCCACGGUCACCAGAGUCCCCCGCCCCAGCUUCACCGUGAGCACGGCAGGGAGAGCAGCCCCGAGCCACAGCGGGGUCGAGACCUGCUGGGGAAGGCACCGCACACUGGGCAGCUGUCCCCGAGCCCCACGAUGCAGCCACCUCUGGAGAGGAGCCGCUCGCCAGCCUGCAGCCUCCCCAGGCAGCCCCCUCUGCACCCCAGCUGCCGGGGCCAGCAGCACGGAGCUGUGCCUUUAAGCCUCCAGUUUGCAGCGCCAGGGCACCUGACCUCAGCAUCCUCAGCUGAGUUGGAUUAAGGACUGGGGGUGGGUGCUUGGAGAGUCUCACUCCCCUCAUCCCCCCAGAGCCCAGCACAGCCCUGCUUUGGCUCCUGUGCCUUGCCACCCGCCAAACCGUGCCCGUUUAUAUCCCGGUGGAAGUGGACGUCUCGGGGAUCCUGUGCAGCUGUGCUGAUGGCAAAGGGGUUGUGGGAAGGCGCCUGGGGCUGGCAGGGGCAGGCAGUGGUGCCAGGAGGAAAAGCCCCCAGGGUGGGAUUCUAGCCGGACCUGCCAGAGUUGCCCGCCCGCUGCCAUGAAGGAUUUCACGGAGAUCACGCUGUGUGCCGACGCGCUGGACCAGAGCAAGACAGAGUUUUGCAAUCCUGCCUUUGAACCUGAGAGCGAGGGGGCCGGGGCCAUGCCCCCCGCCCGGCACCGGACAGAGGCCAAGAACGGGAGCAUCACGGGAGCCACCUGGAACGGCCUCGGCCGGCAGGGCUGGCGCCCGACGGGGGAGAUGCUGCGCCCCGACUGCAGGUUCUCGGGGCUCUGCGUGGUGCUGCUGAGCGUCCUCCUGCUGCUGCUCCUCGCCCUGCUCCUCGGCCUCAUCCUCUCCCAGCUGACGUCCCCCCACCCAGGCAGCUCUCCCUCCCUGGCUCCCCCUGCCAGCAGCACCACGCCACCUGCCCCCCGGAGCUCCCCGCCCCCCCAGGAACAGAGCAAGCUGCCCACAGCUGGCACGCCAGAGCCAGCCUGCGGCGGGACCCUGCGAGGCCGCGAGGGCUCCUUCAGCUCCCCCAACUACCCGGCGCCCUACCCCCCCAACGCCCUGUGCGUGUGGCACAUCCGGGUGCCCCCCGAGCUGGCCGUGCAGCUGAAGGUGGAGGCGCUCAGCAUGGAGGGAACUGCCACCUGCCUCUUCGACCGCCUGGAGCUCUACGAGGAGCCCGACGAUGAGGGCACGGGGACCAGUGCUCCCCCGGGCAGUGCAGUCAGGUUCUGUGGCAGCGUGGCCCCCCCCACGCUCAACACCAACACCAGCCGGCUCCGUGUCACCUUCGUGUCGGACGGCAGCGUGGGCGCCCGGGGCUUCAGCGCCCGCUACCGUGCCAUUGCGCCCAACGAGAGGAGCUGCGCCUGGGACGAGUUCCUGUGCGACGCCGGGCGCUGCCUGCCCCUGGCCUCCGUCUGCGACAGCUUCCACGACUGCACAGACUACAGUGACGAAGCCAACUGCAGCCACAAGCCCCCAGAGUGCGGCGGGGCGCUGACCAGCCUGGAGGGGCAGAUCUCCACCCCCAACCACCCCCGGCCCUACCCGCACCAGCAGCUGUGCCUGUGGCAGAUCUCGGUGCCCAAGGGCCACCUCAUCACCUUGCACUUCCACAACUUCAGCCUGGAGGCGCAGGACGGCUGCUCCUUCGACUUUGUGGAGGUGCACGAUGGUGCAGGCACCAGUGCCCGCAACCUGCUGGGCAGGUUCUGCGGCUCCCGACUGCCGCCUGUCCUGACCUCGACACGCCACGUCAUGACUGUCCUGUUCGUGGCCGAUGACGGGGUGGCCGACGACGGGUUCUUCGCCACCUACCAGGCCUGGAACGCCACGGAGCGGACGUGCAGCCCCUGGGAGUUCCCCUGCGGGAACGGGGAGUGCCAGGCGCCCGAGGCGGUGUGUGAUGGCUGGCAUGGCUGUCCUGAUGGCAGCGACGAGCUCAACUGCACCAGCACGCGCCCCCCGCCUGUCGAGUCCUGUGAGCUGAUCCAGGUGGAGAUGUGCCUCGGGCUGAGCUACAAUGCCACGGCCUUCCCCAACAUCUGGCUGAACAUCCCCGACCAGCAAGGCGCCGCCGACGUGCUGCAGGGCUACAAGAGCCUGGCAGGGCUGUCCUGCUACCAGUCCCUGCGCCUGCUGGUCUGCGGGCUCUUCGUGCCCCAGUGUACACCCGACGGGGGGGUCCUGCGGCCCUGCCGCCCCGUGUGCCUGGCAGCUGAGCAGCGCUGCCAGCCGGCCCUUGACCUCCUGGGCAUUGCCUGGCCCAUCAACUGCAGCAUCCUGCCAGACACCAGCCACCCCGGGGAGUGCGUCCAGCCAUGAGCCCCCCCGCACAGCCCCCCUGCAGCAGGGCAGGAGCUCCCACCUGGGCUCCUGGGGGUAGAGCCCCCAGCCCAGCAGCAGGGAGGUGUAUCGUGGCUGUGUCCUCCCAUGGGCCAUCUGGUUCCAACCCCAGCUUUCCCACAGCCCAUGUGUCCAGCCAUGAUGAUCCUCCUGUGCCUCAGUUUCCCCCUCUGUAAAGCAGAGGCGAAGGUAGGCCUCUGGGCCAAGGUGGGAGGAUGAAGUCACGGCAGCUGGUGAGGGUCCCUGGUCAAAGCCUCAUAGGGAAUGGCCCUCGCCCAGCCCUGUGCCCUGCUCCACCUCCCUGGGGCAGCCGGGGUCGGGGGGGCUGGGCCAGUACAUGCCCCUCCAUGGGGCAGCCUAAGGCAUUGGGGGCCCAGGGGCUUUGGCUCCCCAGUGUCUUUCCUUGCCCGUUUUAUGGGUGCUUCUCUCCAGAGCUGCCUGCGUGCCAGGAAACUUACUGCAGCAGGUUGAGGGUUAAUCCUGAAUGCAGGGCACAUCCUGGGCCCGUGGCUGGCAGCAGCUGUCUCCUUCACCCGGGAUGUCUCGUGCCUUGGGUAAUAAACAGCGUGAGCAGCUUGCAAACACGCUUGGCCUCACCACUGCCUGGAGCACGCGUGUAUGUGAGGGGAGGGGGGGAGCAGGGGCCACCAGCACCCCCACCUCCGAGCUGGGGAAACCAAGGCACAGAGGAGGGAGUGCAGUGUGUAGAUAGGGGCACGGUGGGAUGAACCCCGAGGUGCCCAAGGCUCCAGGCCCUGGAGCAUGGGUAUCACAGGCUGGGGGCAGGGAGUGGGCAAAGACCUGGCUGCUGGCUGGGGGCACAAGAUCAGAGCCAAGCUGUGGCUGGCAAGAGCUGGGGAAGCAGCAGGCGCUGCCUUGGCUCCUCCCUGGCCCAGUAGCAGGUCCCCAGGGACCGAUGCUCAGCUCCGAGCCCAUCUCACACCCUGGCCGGGGAAGGGGGACAAGGGGCUUCCGCUCUGGAGUAUGGGAAAGGGCCAAGGCCGGAGCUGCUGAGCCCUGGCGCGUCUCCCAGCCAUAGGCCAUUCAGCCUGGAGGAGCCUCAAAGCCACUGAGCCACGCCGGCCAAAGGCAACAUCCGUCCUAACCUUGGAAAAAAACCACUGGAGGCCUGGACGGGCUGACCCUGGGCUGGGCACCACAACAGCUGGCGCUGCCACCGGGCCUGCGUGCCUGCUGCAGAGCAGGGAGGAGCCCAGGCCCAGCAAAGCCUUCCCUGGGGAGGGCAUGGGGAGAGCAGGGUGGGAGCCAUGGGCUGGUGUGUGCACCAUGCGUGUGCAUUGCCAGGGGAUGUGUGUGCAAGCAGGGAUAUGUUUUCUAUUAGCAGGGGUGUGCAUGAGCAGGGUAAUACAUGUGCUGCCAGUUCAUGGAGCAUGUGCACAACAUUCAAGGGGCCGCGUGUCAGGCUCAUGUGUCUGUACCGUGUUGGCGGGUGUGCGGCACAGGGCUGGCAGCCAGGGGCUUGGCUGUGAUGUGACGGGAAGUGCAGGGAGUGCUCCAGGGGCGGGUGGUGGGUGUUGGCUGUGAAUGGUGUGUGUGUGUGUGUAC